UUGUGUGGUAUAAUAAAUUAAGGAAUAUGGACGUUGAUGUAUCUUCAUCUGCCAAGGUAACAACAGGUCAAACAGUGCCCCGCAUGGAACAACCAUUCAGUACCGCAAGAGAGGGAGACAAAACAUCUUUAGGGGCUGCAGCAACUCAGGAACUACAGCUCCAUGCAAAUGCCAAUCAGAAGGCUGGUGACCCAAGAGUACGCGAUGUAAUAUCAUUUAAUAAAGCUCCUACUCCCAUUGCUCUUGGUAAUUCCCCAGUAGAUCAUAGGCGUACACGUUACGUAUUUCUUCUCGAUGAUAGUCGAGGCACGUCAACAGUCAAAGAAUCCCCAAGUGGGAGAUCUGGUGGCAACUUGGAUUUGAUGAUUAAACACGACGAUCGACUGAUGGAGAAAAUGGAAGAAUCGAAUCGUAGAGCAAAUGAAGACCAGGAAGAUUUUUCUGACGGAGGAUCAGAAGGGUCUCUUGAUGACGUCCGUCAGCACCCUGGCAUCAUCAAAGUUGCUAAAUCAGACGAUCACGAGUAUCUUACACUGUAUGAGGCACACUUGUCAAGGCUGGAAGAAGUUGGCAACACAUCAUCAGGUUUGAACGAUCUUGGUACUGUCAUUGUUACUAACCGGCAAAGUGUACAUGUAUUCGAUUUUCUUGCGAUGCAUAUUAUACGCCCGUGAAAAACUUCGUAAGAAAUUGCACAAAUUAGUAAGCUCAAUAGACCUCUUUAGACUACAGGCCUAAAAACUUUGCACUACAUUUGUACAAUUUUGUUAGUUAACUAUUUCACG
This is a messenger RNA of Actinia tenebrosa (Australian red waratah sea anemone), 785 nucleotides long. RefSeq names its product DNA-binding protein RFX2. The record is from RefSeq and is a predicted model, not a curated record. Lineage: Eukaryota; Metazoa; Cnidaria; Anthozoa; Actiniaria; Actiniidae. Gene Ontology annotation, molecular function: DNA-binding transcription factor activity, RNA polymerase II-specific; RNA polymerase II cis-regulatory region sequence-specific DNA binding. Gene Ontology annotation, biological process: regulation of transcription by RNA polymerase II.